AUGGAUCCUCUGUCGAGUUACCAGAUCAAGAAUUUCUUCCAGAAGCACAGCCCCAUCACCAUGAAAGCCUGUCACGUAAAGGCCGUCGCUCUUGCUGGUGGAGGGGUCGCUGAGCCCACGCCUGGGCAAGGUGCACAGAGUUACACAGUCCGAAUAACCAAUGGCACGAAGAAGGUCAUUGUUCAGUUUCGUGAUCCGGCCUACCCACUGGACGCCGACCUCGUUGUCGCCGCACAAGAGACCUAUGGGCAGCUGGUGCCGAGCUGCAAACAUCUUGAAGGACAGUUAGACCCACUCCAUGUGUAUACGAUGAACGACGUCUCUGGUGUUGGGUUUAAUACUGUACGUGACAUUCUUCUCCGUCCCGAGAAUGGCCAUCUUCUGGCGCGGACCAUACAGGACUUUGCAGUGCCGGCCUCGAUGCCCAUCUGGACCAAUGACUCGAUUCAGCUCGAUUACCUAUCCCACCUUGAGUGCCUCUCCAACGGCCUUCCCGACCGUUUUCAAACCCUGUUAAAUGAGCUUAGGGCCCAAUUGCCGUCCCUUUUUGAGGGAGAUUUACCCAUGGUGAUUAACCACUGGGACCUCCUCGAGAACAACAUACACGUGGACGCACAGACAGGCUGCCUUACUGGUAUCGUGGAUUGGCGUGAUGCCAGAAUGGGCCCCUUCGGCACUCAGUUCUGGGGACUUGAGAACAUCCUCGGCAUCCGGACGGGAGGUGGAAUGCGCUUCCACGCUAACCACAUCGAACUUCGCCGAUUGUUCUGGGACACGCUCUAUAAGCGAAUUGGGGACGUGCCUGAGAGCACACGAGCCGGGAUCCGGGCUGCGAGGAUGAUUGGCAUCUUCUUUGCCAACGACGACUUUGAAGACGACUUCCCCGUGAAAGAGGGCACCAGGGAACUGGCUGUUCUCGAGUCAGUCACUCUAGGAUUGCUGGACGUAUACUCUAUUGAUGCUUCAUAA
Metarhizium robertsii ARSEF 23 is the source of this 969-nucleotide messenger RNA. RefSeq names its product Protein kinase-like protein. The coding region runs from base 1 to 969 and encodes 322 amino acids. The transcript is spliced from 2 exons. Lineage: Eukaryota; Fungi; Ascomycota; Sordariomycetes; Hypocreales; Clavicipitaceae. The record is from RefSeq and is a predicted model, not a curated record.